CGCGGCCAGACGGCGGGAGCGAAGCGCGGCGAGCGGAGGCGGCGAGAGGCGCCCGCGCCGCAGCCCCGGCCUCGCCGAGAGCGCGAAUAUUUUUCAAACGACUCAAACUUUCCUCCUUUCCCCGCUUUCUGGGGUCUCUCUUGGCUGGAAUUGCUCUCCUGAUUCUCGCGGGGCGCCGGGGCGCGAUUCCUCCCCGGGGUUCCUCGGUGGCUCGGUUAAGUUCGCGGACCUGGGGACCCGUGGCUCUCGCCCCUCGGCCGAACCCAGCCAGCGCUGCUCCCCCGCUCAGGAGGGCCGGGGCCAAGGCUCCUUCGCCUCCGGGAGGACGCCCGACCCUGCCCGCUUGGGUCGAGCUACUGAGACCCCAGCCCCCGCCGCAGGACUGGAGACAGUGGAUUGACCCCGAGCGGAGCCCGGGCCUUCCCGUCCCCGCUCCGCGGAGGGGCGUCCCCUGGGCGGGGAAACGACAAGUUUGUCAGUCGUCGGUGGCCUGUUGGAUCGAAGCGUCCCCGCCGCCGCAGAGGGGUCCCUGGCGCCCAGCACACGGAGCAGACAGCCCUGGGGACCCGGGGCGGAUCGGCGGCCGGGCUCCUCGGGCCGGGGCGCUGGCUGCUGCGCCGGGCGCGCCAAGGCACCCGGGGCCGGGCCAGCGCCCCCUGUGUCCCCACGCGGGCAGCGGCCCCGCCGGAGGAGAAACCCGGGUCGCCGCUGCCGCCACCGCCGCCUCCUCCGUCGCCUCUCGGGGGAAGGGGGGACGCAGGGGGCAUCGCGGGGCCCCGGCUGAUGCGCCCCCCGCCACCUCUCGGGCUGCGCCGCCUCGCGGGGAUGAAGCACCGGCCGUGAAGAUGGAGGUGACCUGCCUUCUACUUCUGGCGCUGAUCCCCUUCCACUGCCGGGGACAAGGAGUCUACGCUCCCGCCCAGGCCCAGAUUGUCCACGCAGGCCAGGCGUGUGUGGUAAAGGAGGACAACAUCAGUGAGCGCGUCUAUACCAUCCGGGAGGGGGACACCCUCGUGCUGCAGUGCCUCGUCACCGGGCACCCUCGGCCCCAGGUGCGCUGGACCAAGACUGCGGGCAGCGCCUCGGACAAGUUCCAGGAGACGUCGGUGUUCAACGAGACGCUGCGCAUCGAGCGCAUCGCACGCACGCAGGGCGGCCGCUACUACUGCAAGGCAGAGAACGGCGUGGGCGUGCCCGCCAUCAAGUCUAUCCGCGUGGACGUGCAGUACCUGGACGAGCCCGUGCUGACGGUGCACCAGACGGUGAGCGAUGUUCGCGGCAACUUCUACCAGGAGAAGACGGUGUUCCUGCGCUGUACUGUCAACUCCAACCCACCUGCCCGCUUCAUCUGGAAGCGGGGCUCCGACACCCUGUCUCACAGCCAGGACAAUGGGGUCGACAUCUAUGAGCCCCUCUACACCCAGGGGGAGACCAAGGUCUUGAAGCUGAAGAAUCUGCGGCCCCAGGACUAUGCGAGCUACACCUGCCAGGUGUCCGUACGCAACGUGUGCGGCGUCCCGGACAAGGCCGUCACCUUCCGGCUCACCAACACCACGGCACCACCAGCCCUGAAGCUGUCUGUGAAUGAAACUCUGGUGGUAAACCCCGGGGAGAAUGUGACCGUACAGUGUCUGCUGACAGGCGGUGAUCCCUUACCCCAGCUGCAGUGGUCCCACGGGCCGGGCCUGCUGCCCCUGGGCGCUCUGGCCCAGAGUGGCACCCUCAGCAUCCCUUCAGUGCAGGCCCGGGACUCUGGCUACUACAACUGCACGGCCACCAACAAUGUGGGCAACCCUGCCAAGAAGACGGUCAACCUGCUAGUGCGAUCCAUGAAGAAUGCUACGUUCCAGAUCACCCCAGAUGUGAUCAAAGAGAGUGAGAACAUACAGCUGGGCCAGGACCUGAAGCUGUCAUGCCACGUGGAUGCGGUGCCCCAGGAGAAGGUGACCUACCAGUGGUUCAAGAACGGCAAGCCGGCACGCAUGUCCAAGAGGCUGCUGGUGACCCGGAACGACCCUGAGCUGCCCGCUGUCACGAGCAGCCUAGAGCUCAUUGACCUGCACUUCAGCGACUACGGUACCUACCUGUGCGUGGCUUCCUUCCCAGGGGCACCCGUGCCUGACCUCAGCGUCGAGGUCAACAUCUCCUCUGAGACAGUGCCUCCCACCAUCAGCGUGCCCAAGGGCAGGGCCGUGGUCACAGUGCGGGAGGGCUCGCCCGCGGAGCUGCAGUGUGAGGUUCGAGGCAAGCCGCGGCCGCCGGUGCUCUGGUCCCGCGUGGACAAGGAGGCUGCGCUGCUGCCCUCGGGGCUGCCCCUGGAGGAGACCCCGGACGGGAAGCUGCGGCUGGAGCACGUGAGCCGCGACAUGAGUGGGACCUACCGCUGCCAGACGGCUCGGUAUAAUGGCUUCAACGUGCGCCCCCGCGAGGCCCAGGUGCAGCUGAACGUGCAGUUCCCGCCGGAGGUGGAGCCCAGCUCCCAGGAUGUGCGCCAAGCGCUGGGCCGGCCCGUGCUGCUGCGCUGCUCGCUGCUGCGGGGCAGCCCCCAGCGUAUCGCCUCGGCCGUGUGGCGCUUCAAAGGGCAGCUGCUGCCUCCGCCGCCCUCUGUCCCCGUCGCCGCCGAGGCCCCCGACCACUCCGAACUGCGCCUGGACGCCGUCACCCGCGACAGCAGCGGCAGCUACGAGUGCAGCAUCUCGAACGACGUGGGCUCGGCUACCUGCCUCUUUCAGGUCUCGGCCAAAGCCUACAGCCCGGAGUUUUACUUCGACACCCCCAACCCCACCCGCAGCCACAAGCUGUCCAAGAACUACUCCUAUGUGCUUCAGUGGACCCAGAGGGAGCCCGAUGCUGUCGACCCCCUGCUCAACUACAGACUCAGUGUCCGCCAGGUGGGCCAAGGGGGACAGGGGCCCGGGGGCAGGCUGACCCUAGGAAUGUCCAUCAAGCCAUGGGAAGGGGUUGGAGGCAGGGCUGGACACAUUUGGCCCCCUUACAGGCCACUCUUCAGAGCCAGAGAGGGUGUUCUGGACACAGCAACAGAAGCUGGGAGGCCUCGGGGUGGCCAGGGAGGGCGAAGCGUGACCAGGAGGCCUGAGGAGCCUGACUCUUUGUCUCCUCCCCACUCUUGGCCCAAUGCAGACAACACCUGCCACUUUGAAGAUGAGAAGAUCUGUGGCUACACCCAGGACCUGACAGACAACUUUGACUGGACACGGCAGAAUGCCCUCACCCAGAAUCCCAAGCGCUCCCCCAACACCGGUCCCCCCACUGACAUCAGUGGCACCCCUGAGGGCUACUACAUGUUCAUCGAGACAUCGCGGCCCCGGGAGCUGGGGGACCGAGCCCGUUUGGUGAGUCCCUUGUACAACGCCAGCGCUAAGUUCUACUGCGUCUCCUUUUUCUACCACAUGUACGGGAAGCACAUCGGCUCCCUCAACCUCCUGGUGCGGUCCCGGAACAAAGGGCCCCUGGACACGCACGCCUGGUCCCUCAGUGGCAAUAAGGGCAACGUGUGGCAGCAGGCACAUGUGCCCAUCAACCCCAGCGGGCCCUUCCAGAUUAUUUUUGAGGGGGUUCGAGGCUCUGGCUACCUGGGGGAUAUUGCCAUAGAUGACGUCACACUGAAGAAGGGAGAGUGUCCCCGGAAGCAGAUGGAUCCCAAUAAAGUGGUGGUGAUGCCGGGCAGUGGAGCCCCCCGCCAGCCCCACCCACAGCUCUGGGGGCCCAUGGUCAUCUUCCUCUUGGCAUUGCAGAGAUGAUGAGAGCUGCGUGGCCCCCCCAACCCCGCCCCCGGCACACCAAAGUGUCCGCAUCGUACCAAAGACUGACCCCCGCCAGCCGGGGUGCCCAGGGGCAGGGCCGACCCGCCAGGGAGGGGGCCUGCAUUGGCUGCGAGGAUGAGCAGAGAACAAGGACAGAGGCCCGGCGCUGAGGCCCUGAAGACGGUCGUUUGACACACGCACACACUCACACACGCACACACUCUCACACUCAAACACACACAGAGAUAUAUUAAAGCACAAGUUUCUAUCCGACCUGCCAGCACCUUCUUUUCUGCGGAGACAAGGGACUUGCCGAAAUGGCGUCCACCACCCCAGGGACCUCGGCGCCACGCGAGCCUUGUCCUGGCUGCACCUGUGGUGUGUUUCUGACCUUCCCUCGUUCCUAACUCAGCCCAGUGGCUUUACCAGAAGGGAGCCUGAAGGGAAGCCGACUCGGGAGCCCCACUCUUGGCUGGACUCUGGGACUGCCUGGGAUGGGGGAGGCCGGGGUCAGAGGAGGCCAGGGGGUGCUUUGUGAGCUCUGUGAAUGUCCCUCUGCAGGCAUUGGCGAGGGAGGCGAGGCACCCGCUGCAUGCCCUCUGUUUUCAGGGCAAGGGCUGGAAGGUGGAGACCCCAGGUCACCUUGAUCCCUUGGCCUGUUCUUGGACAUCAUAGCCUCCCCACACUGUGCCCCUUUGAAGGGACGCAGCACAGGGUCUUGGGCCUGGGCAGUCUGAAGACUGACGCCUUCUCUCCUGCCCCGUCUAACCCCACCCCACCCACAAGGAACUGGAUUCCUGAGAGCACAGUCUCCACCCUAGUCAGCUGGCCUAACCUCAGCAGCCCCUACAUCUUGAAGGAGCGGGGCUGGUGGGGUGGAGGGUGGUGGUGGCCAGCCAUUUUCUGGGGUGAGACUUGAUUUUGAGAGGAGCAGAGGAGAAGGCCUGUUUUUGCAAGUUCGUGCCCCCAUGGCAUUUGGGAGUAGAGUGGAGCCUUCAUUUCUUCUAUACUUGGCAUGAAGGGGUGCCCUGGAUAGGAGGGUAUGCGUAGAGGGGGUGCCCCAGCUCCCCCUCCACUGCAAAGCACUGUCUCCUUGGCUGAUCCCUUCCCUGCCCCUGGUCGGUGAAGGAGGGGUUUGCAGCCUGCGAGCUGAGCUCAUGCCCGGAACUGUGAAAGGGCUCCCUGUCCCCGGGUUCUGGGUUGGGAGCCUAGAUGGGCACGGUGGAAUCUAGCCCUCUCCUUCUCAACAUCACCCCGCCCUCCAUGGGAGAGAGGAGGCCCAGCCCCUUCUAGGGUGAGUCUUCAUGCACGUGUGCAUGUGGCCGUGUGUGUGUGUGUGUGUGUGUGUGUGGCUGUGUGUGUGUGUGUCUGUGUCUGUGUAACAUUGUGGGUACAUCUCUGGGCGCAGUGUGUUCAAAUGUGAGCCUGCAUGUACACAUAUCUGUCUGUGAGGCUGGGCCUAACCCCCGUCUCAGUGUGUGCCUGUGGAUGUCGGCACACGUGCCCCCCACCCCAUCACAAGUGACACGAAUGUGUGUGGGGUGCCACUUGCAGCCCUAUUCUGUAGCCUCAAGCUGCUGGCCACCGCCUGAAUUUCUACCUUUCAUCCCCUAAGGAGGACAAAGAGCUUACAGACGACCCCAUUGAAAGGCAAGCCCUGUGGUGGGCUGUGUUACAGGGAGUGCCUGGAGCAUUGGGAGGGGACAGCUGCCGAGAAGGGGGAGCAGGGCGGUGCCAAGAGGCAGGUGGGGAACCAUUGCAAAGGCCACGCAUCUCACGGCUCCGCCAGGCCUGUGCUAUCAUCAUCACCAACAGCUGGUGGGUGGCAGGGCCGGGCCUGGAGCAGGGCCUUUGGAUCCCUGACCAGCCUGGCUGCCUUGUAGGCCCAGCCGAGGCCUCUCUCCAAAAUGAGUGGCUCCAGGUUCCCAGAACACACUUCCAUCACGUCUGCUGAGUAUUGUUCCUUAAUUGUCCCAUCUGUGCAGGGUCUGUAGCCCCCAACUAGACUGUGAGCUCCUCCUCUGCGCCUUCCAACCUUCUCCCCUAGCCCAUCCCAACCUCAUGCCCAGCACAAGUGGGCCUGUUAGGGAAGUCACAGCAGGCUUUGCCCAAUGGAAUGGAUUCUAGAAAUCCGUGGUUCCCAGCCCUCACUGCAGACUAGAACCACCAGAGGGUCUUUUAGAAAGCACGGAUGCUUGGGUCCUACCCCCAGAGGUUCUGAUUUAAUUGGACUGCUGUGCAGCUUGGCGUCAGAAAUGUUUAAAAGCUCCUCGGGAGAACCCAGGAAUGCGAGCCACUGGCCUAUCAGCUGGGGUGGGUAUGGAGAUCGGGAGAGGAAUAGCACCGGGCACCUCCUCGUUGGGGCACUGAGGUCCUUGGUCCUCGUGUGUGGAUGGGCGAGGUUGGUGCCUGUGUGUCUGUGUGUGUGUGUCUGUGUGUGUGUGUGUGUACAGGCAGGUCUGCAGGGAGUGUGGGUGUCCGUGCAUACUAGCACUAACAGUGUGUCAUGGGAGUGCCUAGGGUGUGCCGGUCUGUGUGUGGGAGGAUUGGGGCUGCAAGGAAGGGGUAUAUUUUUGAAUCCCAGUGUUCAUGCGUCUGCAUCUGCCUGUGAGGCAGCACCUCUGUGUCAGUGUCACCUGCGCCAUGGGUAUGAGUGUCUGUGUGCUGGUAGGUGGCCCCUAAAGACCCCCAGCCCAUGGGAGAGCAGGCUGGCUGGAUCCAGCGCCUCUCCCCCGUGGCAGUCUCGCCCUCUGGGUCAGGGUGGCUGAGGCAUUUUGUGGCCUUAAAACAGGGAGUCCAGGGUCAGCUCUCAAGGUGUUGGGGUUUGUUCACCCCAGUUGCCUCCCGAUUGAUGUCUCGAGGAGACCGCUGGGGCCAGGUGCUGUAUAGGUAGAAGGGAGGGAGUCUCAGCUGGGCUGUGCUGCCCCUGGGACCACAGGCAGCCACCCAGGGUGCCCAGCUAAGCCUGCAGACCGCGCCCCCACCUCCCAGGAUGCUUCUCCCACCUUGCAUCUCCCGUUCAUUCUCCUUCCUCCCUGUGUUUAGUGGAAGCCCCUGGCUCAGGCUCUCACUGCUGGAAUGGGCCUCAGAGGUCCAACCCCCUCCUUGUGUAAAUGAGAAAGGUGCGGGGUGGGGGGGGGGCGGAUUGACCCAAGGUCACACAGCCCAUUGGGGUGGAGCGAGCCUUGGAAGCCAGGUGCUACAACCCCAGGGCAGUCACAUCUCUGGCCACUGCCUCCUGUCUGGCAGCAGCACAGAGCUUGGUCAAGCUGCCCUGUCUCUGGGCGCUGGUACAGAUGUUACAGAUGUUCCCGGGCACCUGCUCUAGGAGCGGUACUGUCUCCCCGCCCCAAAUUCUGGCCCCUCGUCCCAGGCCACCGCUCCUCCCACCCUAGAUUGGGCCUGGGUGCCACAUGGACUCUGCCUCCCGCUGCCCACACUGGCUUUAGCUACUGCCCAGGCUCCCAGAUAGAAGGGACUGUUUCACCUCCCCGGCCUUCUGUCUUUAUGCGAGGCUGGGCUCCGAUCGAAGGUCAGUGUGUCUUGGCAUCUUGCCCUGUAGGCUUCCCCCUAAGGACCAACAGGGCUAGGGUGAGAGGGUACAAAGUCUUGUGUUUUCCUCUCCCUGGACUCAGAGGGCUGGGCAGUACUUCCAAGGUCAGUCCCAAGGAAGAGGGUGGAUAGACGUGCUCUGGAGAGUUCCCGUGGGGUUCUGGGCUCUGGGGAGCCCUCCCCACUUCCAAAGGUGAAAUAGCACCACCCUCUCUGUUGAAUCAGUGCUGAGUGUGAGAGUGCGUCUGUGAGGGUGAAGGUGUGAGGGUAAAGGUAUGCAUGUGUGUGGGGGUGUGAAUAUGUUUGUGUGUGAGGUGUGUGUGUGUGUGUGUGUGUGUGUGUGUGUGUGUGUGUGAGGGUGUGUGCAGGGUCAGAAGGACCAGUCCUUCCUAGGGAGCCCUUGACCCUGAGAGCUGGAAGGGACCUUAGAGACCAUCUAACCCAGUGCCCCCAUGGUACAGGUGAGAAAGCUGAGGUCAGAGACAUGGCACUGGCCCACCAUCUCCCCUCCCUUGUGUCACCUGCAUUCAUUUCCCAGGGGCCCCACUUGGAGUGCCCUUCCUCCUGGUACCUCCCCACCCCCUCCCAGCCACCCCCAUAAUCACCAUCUCAGCUCAACUCUGCUGGCCCCUCUGUCCCGGUGGUCUCUAAGCAUCCUUCCUGACGCAGGUGGCCAGCUCACCAAGGCCUUUAUCCCCAACCCAGGAGAAGGGGCAGGGGAAAGAGGGGACUGCUCCAGCCCUGAGGCCUCCCAGACUUGAGAGAAAAGCCAACCCCUCCAUGCCCAGGCCCCCCCCACCACCAAGGUAAAAGCACAACAGGAGACCCUCAUUCACGGGUGAAAGGUAUUGGGGUUGUUUUAGUCACACGACCCCAUCCUCACCCCUUUGCCUUGCUCUCUGUCUCCACCCCAGCCUCUGUCCCCACUUUGUCCCUCUUUCACCCCUAACCCCCCCAAAUGUAACCUCUAGUUGCGGACGCGGUUGUUUCAAUCAAUAAAGCUGCAGUGUUCUAGU
Ailuropoda melanoleuca (giant panda) is the source of this 8332-nucleotide messenger RNA. It is a transcript of the gene MDGA1, whose product is annotated as MAM domain containing glycosylphosphatidylinositol anchor 1. The record is from RefSeq and is a predicted model, not a curated record. Gene Ontology annotation, cellular component: neuronal cell body; plasma membrane; axon. The transcript is spliced from 15 exons. Gene Ontology annotation, molecular function: axon guidance receptor activity. Lineage: Eukaryota; Metazoa; Chordata; Mammalia; Carnivora; Ursidae. Gene Ontology annotation, biological process: synapse organization; homophilic cell-cell adhesion. Bases 846 to 3761 code for a protein of 971 amino acids.